This is a messenger RNA of Sphenostylis stenocarpa, 1824 nucleotides long. The record is from the annotation of a GenBank genome assembly. Lineage: Eukaryota; Viridiplantae; Streptophyta; Magnoliopsida; Fabales; Fabaceae.
AUGGCUUACGGUAUAGCACAAUGCGUGAUGGGAAGGGAUGUAUUCAGCCAUCCCAAUCACACACAAAUUCUACGUAAAUCACGACAUACAAUAACUCUUGCCAAUUCCGAUGCCAAAUUUCUCAACAAAUCUUUGCAACUUGCUUGUGCCGCCACUAAACACCAUUUCCAGUUAACUCACAAUCAAAACAGACGUUCAGCAAAUUACCACCCAAAUCAUUGGACCCAUGAAUUUGUCCAGUCUCUGGGAAAUCAUCUACCGGUUAAAACAGUGCAAGAGAGAACAGCAACGCUUGAGGAGAAUGUAAGGCAUAUGAUUAAUAGAAAAGACAUGGAGCCACGAAGCUUGCUGGAAUUAAUUGAUGACAUCCAGCGGUUGGGGCUGCACUACAAGUUCGAAGACGACAUAAACAAUGCCCUUCACAGGAUUGUUUCAACACAAAACUUGAAAGACGAAUCACAGAAAAAAAGUCUGCAUGAAACUGCCCUCCUUUUCCGCCUUCUUAGACAACAUGGAUUUGAUGUCUCACAAGAUGCAGAUGUUUUUGACAGUUUCAAAGAUGAAGAGGGGAAAUUUAAGGCUGAAAUUAGCAAUGAUGUUGAAGGAAUGUUAAGUCUAUACGAGGCAUCCUACUUGAGCUUUGAAGGAGAAAGUGUGUGGGAGGGAAAUGCAUUUUCAAGAACAUGUCUGAUGAACUUAAUAAAAGAGGGGAUAGAUAAGGAAGUGGGUGAAGAAGUUAGGCAUGUGUUGGAGGGGCUUCCCUAUCACCAAAGCUUUCAGAGACUGGAGGCACGAUGGUAUAUUGACAUAUACAAUAAAAAGGAAGGACAUGAUCGCUAUUUGUUAGAGCUUGCAAAGCUGGAUUUCAACAUGGUUCAAUUAUCAUGUCAGAAAGAGCUACAGCAAUUGUCCAGGUGGUGGAUGGACCUUGGCCUCACAACCAAAUUGAAUUUUGCUCGAGAUAGAUUUGUGGAAUCUUUCUAUUGGUCGGUGGGAAUGGAACCUGAACUUAUAUUUGCUAAUUAUCGUGAAGAACUCACGAAAGUGGGAAAAUUGAUCACAAUCGUAGAUGAUAUAUAUGAUGUCUACGGUACUCUGGAUGAGUUGGAGCUCUUCACAAAUGUUGUCGAAAGAUGGGAUGUAAAUGCCAUGAACACUCUACCAGACUACAUGAUGUUGUGUUUCUUAGCUCUUUAUAACACUGUUAAUGGGAUGGCUUAUGACAUCUUCAAAGAACGGGGCAUAAAAUGUCUUCCUUACCUCACCAAAGCUUGGUCUGAUUUGUGCAAAUCAUACCUGCAAGAAGCAAAAUGGUAUUACAAUAAAGUGAUUCCACCAUUGAACGAGUUCCUUGACAAUGGAUGGAUCUCAUCCUCAGGUGGAGUUCUUCUUACUCAUUCCUUCUUCUUAGUCACUCCAGACCACGACAUCACAGAGCAAUCGCUUCAUUCCUUAGCUAAUUACCAUGACCUCUUGCGCUCUUCGAUGACCAUUUUAAGGCUUUGCAAUGAUUGGGGAACAUCCUCGGAUGAGAUUGAGAGGGGUGAAAUUUCAAGUUCAAUAUUAAGUUACAUGCAUGAAACUGGUUUCUCGGAAGAAAAAGCCCGUCUACACUAUAAAACAUUGAUUGAAAAAGAAUGGCGUAAGUUGAAUAAAUACCAAGUCAUGAACUCUACGUUUUCCAAAUCUUUCGUAAAAGUUUGCAUUAACCAUGCUCGGACUGCUCAUUACACAUACCAAAUUGGCGACGGAUUUGGACGACAAGACGCUGUAUCAAAGAACAGAAUCCAGUGUCUGCUAAUAGACCCUAUUCCAGUAGCAUGA